Guillardia theta CCMP2712 is the source of this 348-nucleotide messenger RNA. RefSeq lists its product as hypothetical. The annotation marks the transcript as partial. The record is from RefSeq and is a predicted model, not a curated record. The transcript has a single exon. Lineage: Eukaryota; Cryptophyceae; Pyrenomonadales; Geminigeraceae. Gene Ontology annotation, molecular function: protein binding.
CGCCGAGAGCGAGGAAACGAAUUCUUCACGUCGGGCGAGUACGAGAAAGCUAACAACUUCUAUGAAAGCGCCUUUGACCUCCUGCUAUGUGAGGAGGGUGAGGGCUCGAGGGAGCAUCGGCGGAUAGUGGGGGACGAAAGGGCUCUACUGCUGACGAAUAGAGCCACCGUGUGCUACAAGCGGGCCAAGUACAACGAAACUAUCGCGUUCUGCAGUCAAGCGCUUGCGAUCCGAACGAACAUGAUCAAGGCGAAAUUCAGGCGAGCGCAAGCGAACCUGGAGCUGGGUCACUACGAGGAGGCGGAACGGGACUCCAGGAGCAUUUUAGAGAUGGAGCCGGAGAACCAG